CAUGCAUCGAGGAAGCGAAAACUGGCUCGUCGUGCAGUAGCAUGCCGCUUAUUACCAGGGCCGUGGCUGACAGCAACAGUGAAUCCUCUUUGCCGGUUGACAUACGCCACUGUCUGUGUACCGUAACUCCAGUCAGUCCUGAACCACAGACAGACACCAACUCGAAGUCCAAAGUGUAUCACCACUUCUCCUGCGGCACCAAACUCGGCAGUACGACUUGACAUGGCAGGAGCUGCGACUGUGACCAUGCGAUAGCCAAGAGGAACACUCAAGAAUCACCCCGCCACAGGAAGUCGUUGCGAUCU
This is a messenger RNA of Macroventuria anomochaeta, 305 nucleotides long. RefSeq lists its product as uncharacterized. The transcript has a single exon. Bases 42 to 221 code for a protein of 59 amino acids. NCBI's taxonomy places the organism in Eukaryota, Fungi, Ascomycota, Dothideomycetes, Pleosporales, Didymellaceae. The record is from RefSeq and is a predicted model, not a curated record.